Messenger RNA from Chenopodium quinoa (quinoa), 2520 nucleotides. RefSeq lists its product as uncharacterized. Lineage: Eukaryota; Viridiplantae; Streptophyta; Magnoliopsida; Caryophyllales; Amaranthaceae. The transcript is spliced from 15 exons. The coding region runs from base 462 to 2168 and encodes 568 amino acids. The record is from RefSeq and is a predicted model, not a curated record.
AGUUGCGGUUGGGUUUCCCCAAUCCUACUCGACGCUAAAAGAACAAUUGCACUUUGGCACUUUGCACCUGGUCUCGAGUACAACUUACAUGACCUCGGUCCCACUUUCUCAACACACAGAUCUACGACUUCAAGUGUUCGGUGUUCAUCUCCUCAUCAGAAAAUCCAAAAAACAAAAAAAAAAAAAAAUUCCAACGACUCUGCCUUUUCCGGUUUCCGAAGCAUCAACGACGCGGUCUAAGGAGAGAGAAAAUCAUCACAUCGUCAAUUACCUUCUACCGGCGAUUCUAUGGCGGCGGCAAUCGGCGUUCCUUCUUCUUUGUCGGAUCUCUGAUUUCUGCAAUUUUGCUCAAUCGAAUUGAUUAUCAACCUAAUUUCCCCCAAAUUUACCUGCAAGAAUCUUAUUCAAUUUUUUAGGUGAAUUGAAGUUGGGAAAGAUUUUGUUUCCAUAGUUGAUGAACUAUGGAACAACUCGUGAACUUUAUUAUUCGGCCGCCAAGAGCUGAAUAUAGCCCUGAGCAUGACCUAUUAGAUCAAGAGUUUAUGCUAAAAGGAAAGUGGUACCAGAGGAAGGAUGUUGAGAUUAAGAAUAGCCGCGGGGAUGUUCUUCAAUGCAGUCAUUACGCUCCCCUUGUGAAACCUGAUGGGAAGCUUCUACCUUGUGUUAUUUAUUGCCAUGGCAACAGUGGGUGCAGGGCAGAUGCCAGUGAAGCUGCUAUAAUAUUGUUGCCCUUAAACAUUACAGUUUUCACCUUGGACUUCUCAGGUUCUGGACUCUCUGGAGGGGAGCAUGUAACUUUAGGGUGGAACGAGAAAGAUGACCUGAAAGCUGUCGUGGAUUAUUUACGAUCAGAUGGGAAUGUAUCUAUGAUUGGCUUGUGGGGCCGUUCCAUGGGCGCAGUUACAAGCUUAAUGUAUGGAGCCGAGGAUCCUUCAAUUGCUGGAAUGGUUCUUGACAGCCCCUUCUCAGACUUGGUUGACUUGAUGAUGGAGCUUGUGGAUACCUAUAAAGUCCGACUUCCUAAAUUUACUGUAAAAUUUGCCAUCCAAUACAUGCGAAGAGCAAUCAUGAAGAAAGCAAAAUUUGACAUUAUGGACCUGAACACCAUUAAGGUUGCAAAGUCUUCCUUUGUUCCGGUGUUGUUUGGCCAUGCAAUUGACGAUGAUUUUAUACAGCCUCACCAUUCUGAACGCAUACAUGAUGUUUACAUGGGAGACAAGAAUUUUAUCAAAUUUGAGGGUGAUCACAACUCUCCACGGCCUCAGUUUUACUUUGAUUCCAUAAGUAUAUUUUUCAAUAAUGUUUUGCAACCUCCAGAGGAUGAUGUUCCGGCAAGGUUAUUUGAUCCAGUGCAUGAAUACAUUGACAAGGCUACUUGGAAUGCAUUGCAUGGACUGGGAUUCGCUGGUAGCAAUUCCUCAGGUGGAUCUAGAGAACCUGCCAGGAGUAGCACUGGAGAUGCUAUUAAGCAGCUCAGAUCUAAACGACCCAUGAGCCGAAUGGAGGUACCCCCAACAAUGGCUGCUGGAGAUGAACAAUCUGAAGCAAAGGAAGAGGCAGCUGGAACCGAGUCAUUUUCCUCAAGUUCCGGAAUGAUCAGCUUUGAAUUAGCCAAUGGUCAACCCUUUGGUCCUCAUGUUCCAAUUGCCAUUGACGAUGAUCAAUAUGUAGAAUACUCCCUUGACAACAUGGCAGAAUUCCCCCGUGAUAUGGAGGAAGAAGAAAGGAUGGUCAUGGAAGCCAUAGUUGAGUCUUUGAAGGACAUGGGCAUGAGUCAACCACCGGAAAAGCCUCCCCCCUGUGCUGACUCCAAUGUCAUUGAAUCUAACCAAGAAAAUCCCAAACCAAAUACUCUCACAGAUAAAGAAUGUUGUGGACCAUCUAAGUCAGAUUCAACUUUCCUUUCAUUAACAAAUAGUGAACCCCUGGCAUCUCAGAGCACUGCAUCUGAACGUCAUCUAGACCAUUCUUCCAGAAUCCCAUGUACAGAAAGGUCUGAAACGGAGAAAGCAAAUAAUACACCUGCUCAAGAUGCGGAGUCAUCUGGCAGGGAAUCUAGUGAUGGUACAAAAGCCACACUGACUGUUGAAAAAAAUUCUUCAGGAAGUAGUAUCAUGGAUGGGUUUUUCCGUAGAUGGGAUCGAAAUUUCUUCAAAAGCACACGGUAAACAUAACCUAGUUAUGUUGUGGCUGUAUACUCCCAAUGAUUGUAACAAAGGCAGGCCAGACCAGAUAGAAGGGAACAUAUUAACAAAAGAGAGCACUAUUUCUGUUUAUUUGGGUUAAUUUCUUACUGAGCUAUUGGACAUGCUCUGUAGAUUUGUUCCUGAAAGAUAAAAAGGAAAGGUAAUAAUUGGUUAAGUGUGAAUAUUUGGUUCUUGGUAAUGAAGAUAUCGGCAAUUCUUUAUUGUGCAUAAAGUUUCCGGUUCUAUUGUAAAUCCGUGUUGUAUUUUUCAUUUUCGCUGAUGUAUAUUUAUACGUUCUUUCUUGUCUCGAUAUUGCAAGCUGAAUUUUAAGGGA